Molecule: messenger RNA, 3962 nt
Organism: Oryzias melastigma (Indian medaka)
Lineage: Eukaryota; Metazoa; Chordata; Actinopteri; Beloniformes; Adrianichthyidae
Gene: rbm19
Product: RNA binding motif protein 19
Exons: 24
Coding region: 986-3757 (923 amino acids)
Molecular function (GO): RNA binding
Source: RefSeq, a predicted model, not a curated record
ACUUCAUGGAAAAUAAGUCCAGUUUUACAGAAUGGAAACAAAUAUCUGAUUGUGAUUAAAACUGCAUGUAUCAGAUAGGGGCACAGACUGCUGAACGCUGGAAUAAAAAGUCUCAUUCUGUGUGGGUCUCAAUUGCAUGGCCAGACUGAAAAAAACUUAAAUAAAAUCAUGGGUCUUUGAUACUGUUCAGGGGGCCAGGCCAAAUGCAGAGGUGGACCGGAUCUGGCCCAUGGGCCGUAGUUUGUGGACCCCUGCCUUAGAGUAAUCAAUCAACCUAUGAAGCAUGUUUUUUGGACUGUGUGAGUAAACUAGAGAGAAAAUCCACACAUGUACAGGGAGAAUAUGCAAACUCCACACAGGAAGGUCCCAGCCGGAAUAAAAAAAAAAAAAAAAAAAAAAAAAAAAAACAGAACCUUCUCAUUGUAACCACUAUACAUGCAGCCCAAUCAGAUCUAUCAAAUUCCCUUUAAAAUAAUUUCAGGAAUGCAAAUGAGCUAAAAAAAUAAAAAUAAAAAAAAAAAUUAAAAAAAAGUAUUUUGCUUAUUUAUAAUAUCCUACCUGAGCUUUACAGUUCGAUUAACUUCUGAGCAUUUUGUUUUAAGCUUUUUCUUUAAUAAAACUGUUCAAAAUUAUAUUACAACAACUUAGCCUCUUUAAAAUGUUCUGUGAGAAUACAUGUGCCAAUAGGUUCUACAGUACAUUAAAAAUAGAAAGAUAGAAAUUGUUAUUUAUGUAUUUGUUUGUUUAUUUCUAACAAUAUUAAUGUAGAAAGAUGGAUCUGUUUAGAAGAGUGCAGUGAACAACUAUCUCCAGCAGGUGUCGCUCUUGAGAAGAUUCCAACUACUACCAAUAACCAUAGAAGAAAAGCUAUCGCAGGCUCCUCCCACCUAAUAUGGCGGAGUAGUGAACUGUACAUGCUUGUUUGUUGACAUGCAGUUUAAAAUAGUAAAAACGCUGUUUUCAUAGAUUUACACCUAUCUCAGUCAUGUCGAGGCUCAUCGUUAAAAACCUCCCUAAUGGGAUGAAGGAGGAAAGGUUCAGGUCCAUGUUCGCGGCCUUUGGCACCGUGACAGACUGCUCUCUGAAGUUUACCAAAGACGGAAAGUUCCGCAAGUUCGGCUUCGUGGGCUUCAAGUCGGAGGACGAUGCGAGCCGAGCUCUGAAACACUUCAAUAAGAGCUUCGUGGACACGUCCAGAGUGACGGUGGAGAUUUGUAAAGCCUUUGGAGAUCCUACUAAAGAGAAAGCCUGGAGUAAACACUCUCAAAGUGCAGGAAAGGACAAGCCCUCUGGUCCUGCUCCCACUGAAGGGAAAAAGAAAAAGAACCAGAAAAAGGAAACAAAAACUGGACUAGGAAAUCUCGAAGAGGACCAAGGAUUUAAGGAGUUCCUGUCAGUGCAUCAGAAUCGCAGCCAAGCACAAACCUGGGCAAAUGACGCCGUUCAGGGAGCAGCUGAUCCUGAGAGCCGGUCAGCAAAGUCCAAGAAGAAGACGAAAUCCGUUUCUGACGACUAUCUCAACUUUGACUCAGACCAAUCAGAGGAUGAAGACGCAUCUCCGAAUGAGGAUGAUGAUGAUGAUGAUGAAGUUGAAGCUAAAGAAGCUUUGAAGUCUGGCUUGUCCGAUAUGGAUUAUCUGCGCUCAAAAAUGGCACCAAUAAAGGACACCAAGGACGAAGAUGAAGAAGAGGAUGAUGGUGCAGUUCAGCACGCUGACAGCGCCUAUGAAAGUGGGGACAGAGAAAACACUGCAAAGACCAAACCCUCUCCUGAGAUCAAGAAGCCGAGCAAAGCCAAGAAAACUGCCAAACAGGAGACGGAGCCAGCUACAGAGUUCACGGUGAAGCUCAGGGGAGUGCCGUUCAGCGUCAAAGAGCAACAAAUCAAAGAGUUCAUGACCCCGCUGAGGCCUGCAGCUAUCAGGAUUGGGAGGAACGAAAGUGGACAGAGAUCAGGUUAUGUAUAUGUGGACUUGCACUCUGAAGAAGAAGUGAAUAAAGCCUUGAAGAAGAAUAAAGACUACAUCGGGGGGCGUUACAUUGAAGUCUUUAAGGUUGAUCACGGUGGAGGGAAGGCCAAGAAAGACAGAAAAGACACAGAACCCGACAAAAACUUCACCAGGAAGCUGAAGGAUGACGAGGAGGAAGAGGACGUUUCAGAGACCGGUCGACUAUUUGUCAGGAACCUUCCUUACACGUGUACCGAGGAAGAUAUUAAAGAGCUUUUUAGUAAACACGGUCCUUUGUCUGAGGUGUUGUUUCCUAUUGACAAUUUAACCAAAAAGCCCAAAGGAUUUGCUUUUGUCACCUAUAUGAUACCCGAGAACGCCGUAACCGCUCUAGCCCAGCUCGACAGACACGUGUUUCAGGGCAGAAUGCUCCACCUUCUUCCAUCCACGGUGAAGAAAGAAAAGCCCGAAUCCUCAGAUGAUGGUGGUCCUGGUUCCUCGUCAUACAAACGGCAAAAAGAUGCAAAAAAUAAGGCCUCGAGUUCCAGUUCACACAACUGGAACACAUUGUUUCUGGGCACAAGUGCAGUGGCAGAUGCCAUAGCUGAGAAAUACAAUACAACUAAGAGUCAAGUACUGGAUCAUGAGUCAAAAGGAAGCUUGGCAGUCCGAAUGGCUCUGGGAGAAACGCAAAUUGUACAGGAAACGAGGCAGUUCCUCCUGGAUAAUAGCGUCUCUUUGGAUUCCUUCAGCCAGGCAGCUGCAGCGAGGAGCACAACUGUGAUCCUGGUCAAAAACCUUCCAGCUGGAGUGACCGCCUCUGAGCUUGAAGAGCUUUUCUCGCCUCAUGGCUCUUUGGGCCGAGUGCUGCUCCCGCCAUCAGGACUCACUGCCAUCAUAGAGUUUCUGGAGCCAACAGAAGCCAAACGGGCCUUUACAAAGCUGGCUUACAGCAAGUUUCAUCAUGUUCCUCUAUAUUUGGAGUGGGCACCUGUUGGGGUGUUUGUUGCAGAUCAACAGAAAACAGUUUCAAACAAAGAAGAAGAUGUAAAAGUAAAGCAGAAUUUGGAAAAAGAAGACAAAGAAGAGGAAGAUGAGGAGGAGGAAGAAGAAGAAGCUGUUCCUGGUUCCACACUCUUCAUUAAGAACCUCAGUUUUAGCACAACCGAGGAAAAAUUACAGGAGACUUUCUCCAAAUGUGGCAAAGUCAAAUUCUGCAGCAUCUCUAAGAAGAAAGAUAAAUCAGGUAAGAUGUUGUCUAUGGGCUAUGGCUUUGUCCAGUAUCAGUCAGCAGAGGGAGCUCAGAAAGCCCUCAGGCAGUUACAGCACUGCACUGUAGAUGAUCACCAGCUAGAACUAAAGAUUUCGGACAGAGCAACCAGAGCAACUGAGGUGUCCCGGAAGAAGAAGCAAGUUGAGAAGAAGCAAACAGGGUCCAAGAUUCUGGUGCGCAACGUUCCCUUCCAGGCCACCGUCAGGGAGAUUCGAGAGCUUUUCUGUACAUUUGGGGAGCUGAAGACGGUUCGCCUUCCCAAAAAAGCAGCUGGUUCAGGGAACCAUAGAGGGUUCGGCUUUAUCGAUUUUAUCACCAAACAAGAUGCUAAGAAAGCCUUUGCCGCUCUCUGCCACAGCACUCAUCUGUACGGGAGACGUCUUGUGCUGGAGUGGGCAGAUGCUGAGGAAACGGUGGAAGCUCUAAGGCGGAAAACAGCAGAGCAUUAUCAUGUGUCUGCCAAAAAGAGCAAGCAAGCUCAAGUUUUGGGAGAAAUUCUGGAGACAAUGGAAACUGAAGGACGAGCUGAAGAUUGAGGACUCAGAUAAAAGCAACACUUCUUAUCGACGAUUCUUCUGUUCUUUGUUAAGCAGACAAAGAUGUUCCUGAAUAGUAUUUACAGUGCGUGCAAAUUAGAUUGAAUUUAUUGGCUUCGGUUAUCUCAUAAACGUCUUUCAUUUCCCAUUGCAGCAUGACUAAUAAUGAACGCAUUUUUAUAAAGAUUUAUUUCUAUUAUAUUGA